CACCAUUGUUUUUUUGAUGGAACAAAGCAAAGGCAUCCUCGUGUUAGAUUUGCCAAAGUUCAUCUUUACAAUAAUUACACAAGAAGUUGGGGCAUAUAUGCCGUUUGUGCUAGCGUUGAAUCACAGAUUAUCUCUCAAUGCAACAUAUACGAAGCUGGGAAGAAGAAGUUGGUUUUUAAAUAUCUCACAGAGAUGGCAGCUGAUAAGGAAGAGGGUGCCUCAGGAUGGAUUAAAUCUGAAGGAGAUUUGUUUCUGAAUGGCGCUCAACCUUGUUUGCUGGAAGAUUGUGGCGAUGUAUGUUUAUUUCAGGCUCACGAACACUACCAGACUUGUACCGUGGAACCCGCUUCUGCUGCUCUGAAAGCUGCUCUUCAGCGUUGUGCUGGAUGGCAGCCUAUACCAAGGCCGUCAGACUGUCUGGGUGGCCAUUGAAUGUGCUCAGCUAUUUGAGACUAAGGCUUCGUUUGAAACGGCUUUCUUACUGCUUCAUAAAGUAGUUUUUUAGUAUAAAUUUUUUAAUUAUUAAACUAAAAAGCUGCUUUAGGAAUCAGUAAGAAAGCUGCCCCAAUCGAAGCCUAAAUUAUUUCAUCGUUAAGUACGCAGCAGACUCAGAUGCAGGAAUGACCUGCAUUUGCUUGGUUUCUAUGUCUGGCUAAAGCAUUUCUUUUAUUUAUUUAUUUUUUAUUUUGGAAAUAUUGGUGUUAAAACAUAAAUUUUACUUGGAAUUCUAUUCUAGAACCUCAAUAAGAACUCUUAAAAUAUUUAUCAA
Molecule: messenger RNA, 769 nt
Organism: Dendrobium catenatum
Lineage: Eukaryota; Viridiplantae; Streptophyta; Magnoliopsida; Asparagales; Orchidaceae
Product: probable pectate lyase 15
Exons: 3
Molecular function (GO): pectate lyase activity
Source: RefSeq, a predicted model, not a curated record